GGAGGCGGGGGGCGCGCUGCGGCGGCUGCGGCAGAGGGGCCGAGAGCUGGCGGCGGCGGCGGUGGUCGUGAAGGGCAUCGGCGGCGGCGGUGAUGGCAGAGAUGAUCUGAAGAUGGAAAGAGCCAGGCGAAGGGGAGGCGGCGGCGGCGGCCGCGGCCGCGGAGGCAAGAAUGUGGGGGGCUCUGGCCUAAGCAAGAGUAGACUCUAUCCCCAGGCCCAGCACUCCCACUACCCCCACUACGCGGCUCCAGCCACCCCUAAUCAGGCCGGGGGCACAGCCGAAAUCCAGGAGCUGGCCUCCAAGCGAGUGGACAUCCAGAAAAAGAGGUUUUACCUGGACGUGAAGCAGAGCUCCCGGGGCCGGUUCCUCAAGAUAGCCGAAGUCUGGAUAGGGAGAGGCCGGCAGGACAACAUCAGGAAGAGUAAGCUGACCCUCUCCCUGUCGGUGGCAGCCGAGCUGAAGGACUGUCUAGGGGACUUCAUCGAGCACUACGCCCACCUGGGCCUAAAAGGCCACCGGCAAGAGCAUGGCCACAGCAAAGAGCAGAGCUCCAGGAGGAGACAGAAGCACUCCGCACCCUCCCCGCCAGCCUCGGUGGGGUCGGAGGAGCAUCCUCACAGUGUCCUCAAAACGGACUAUAUAGAGAGGGAUAAUAGGAAAUAUUACCUAGACCUGAAGGAAAAUCAACGGGGUCGCUUCCUAAGGAUUAGACAAACCAUGAUGCGGGGGACUGGCAUGAUAGGUUACUUUGGCCACAGUUUGGGCCAAGAACAGACGAUUGUCCUCCCGGCACAAGGAAUGAUUGAGUUUCGUGAUGCCUUGGUUCAGCUGAUCGAAGACUAUGGCGAAGGGGACAUAGAAGAACGCAGAGGUGGAGACGAUGACCCGCCUGAACUCCCAGAGGGGACUUCAUUCAGAGUGGACAAUAAAAGGUUCUACUUUGAUGUGGGCUCUAAUAAAUAUGGAAUUUUCCUGAAGGUAAGUGAGGUGAGGCCACCUUACCGUAAUACUAUUACUGUUCCAUUCAAAGCUUGGACAAGGUUUGGGGAGAAUUUUAUCAAGUAUGAAGAAGAGAUGAGGAAAAUUUGCAACAGCCAUAAAGAAAAGAGAAUGGAUGGCAGAAGGGCCAGUGGUGAAGAACAAGAAUGCCUCGACUAGAGUGAAAUUGAACUCCAUCAGGCAAAAUUUUAAAUCAUAAAUUGGCUAAAAGUACUGAUUCAUAAUCAUUCGAAGAAGUUUUUCCUCUUUUUUGGCCCUUUGUUAUUAGUAAUACCUCUAGUAGUUUAUACUUCAAGAAGUCUUUACUCUCAUGUUACGUUGACACAUAGAUCACUAAAAUUCUUAUGGGAAUUCCAACCUUCCCAGAGCUAAAUAGUUUAGCUGCUUCAGCUGCUCCAGACUAUUGAAGUAUACAAAUCAGCACAAAAUGUGACAUUCUGACAUUCUAAAUACCUAACUUAAGAUUUACAUUGCACUAUGACAUGAUCCUAAAAAAAAGAUACAUAUACUUAAAUGAAAGUGUGAAUUUCUAUUUAACAAGUUCCCCAAAAAGCAUUUCAUUCCAACUUCAUUAAAAGCUGCUAAGCUUACCUGUAGGACAGUUACCACAGAAACAGAAAUUGACCUCAAGUAUAUAUAAAUAUAUUUAUUUAUAAAAAGUACAAAUAGAAAUAUAUCAUCUAUUGGAUAACUGAAUAUUAAACAAUACCAUUAAUGGGUCAAAUCUCAUUAUCUAAACCUUAAAAAUACAGUGUCAUAAUAUUUCUUAAGAGUUACUAUAUAGUAUUUUAUAAUUUCAAAUUUUGUGGUAACCCUACAGUUUUUAGUUACCAUAUCAGAGCCAUGGGAGAAUUUUAAUUGGUCAUUCUAAGCUAGUUACAAUCCCAUCUUCACCUAUUAUACUAUAUAUUUUUAUUGACUUUACAAAGUUUCAGGAAUUACUUUUAUGUCACUAUUGAGUGGGAGGCUUCACCCAAUGGCUUUGCUAUGGAAAUCUUGGUGUUUUAGCCUUUCAUGCUAAUUUGAAGAUUGUGAGAGAUUUUUCCCAAAAUAUAUCUCAGACUCAAGGUGUUAUA
Microcebus murinus (gray mouse lemur) is the source of this 2076-nucleotide messenger RNA. It is a transcript of the gene PURG, whose product is annotated as purine rich element binding protein G. Gene Ontology annotation, molecular function: RNA polymerase II transcription regulatory region sequence-specific DNA binding; purine-rich negative regulatory element binding; DNA-binding transcription factor activity, RNA polymerase II-specific. Gene Ontology annotation, cellular component: nucleus. The record is from RefSeq and is a predicted model, not a curated record. Gene Ontology annotation, biological process: regulation of transcription by RNA polymerase II. Lineage: Eukaryota; Metazoa; Chordata; Mammalia; Primates; Cheirogaleidae.